AUGGUCGACUCAGAUUGUUUGAUGAGAAGGGCCUGUCCUGUUUGGUCAAUUGAUAUUGUCCUUAAAGGAUCGCGAGCGUUGAUUAUGCUGGACGGCCACAACAAGUCAGAGAUUGUUUGGGAGAGUUUCGGCCAUCCGACAGAUACAUGGUUGCCUGGCAUGAAGUUAUGGAAAGCCAUGAAGGGGACUUCGUGGAAGAGUUCCGUGGAUCCUGCAAGUGGACUCUUCUCUAUAGCAAUGGACAUGUCUCCAGGAAAGACGCAGUUGGCAGAUCAUGCCCUCACGGGGCGGAUACUGAUAAAAGAGUAUGGGGAAUUAAAAGCUUUACUACUCGAUGAUGGUACAUGGAGUCAAGGGUGCUCGUCAUUUCAAGGCCAAUGCAGUGCCUAUGAUAUCUGUGGGGCAUAUGGACUCUGCAAUGCUGAUGGUGUUUGUACUUGUGUUGAGGGUUUCACACCCAACAAGCAUGAUACUCAAGAAGGCACAACCGACGGCUUCUUCGAAGCCAAGAACCAAUACUUGUCCGAAGAAGGAGCUGUCAUAUACAACAAGCCAACACAGAAAGGCUGCAGGAUUGCUUGUCUCAACAAUUGCUCCUGCACAGCCUUUGCUUUUGUUAUUUCUGAUCCACCAGUCUGUAGACUGUGGUUUAGGGAUUUAUUCAAAAAGCGCGUUUCAUCUGAGAGCCAAUCCAUCUUCAUUAGGCUGGCUGCCUCUGAGUUAGGGCACUCGACUUCAGAGGGAAGCAGCAAACCAUUGCCUCCUCUUCGCAGUUCUCUUCCUGGGACCAUUGCUUCUAAACGUCGGAGACCGGCCAAGAAAAGCAUGGAAGAGGAUUUGUCGACUUCACUCAGAACAUUCACUUACAAAGAAUUGCGUGUUGCAACCCAGAAUUUCAAGCACAAGCUCGGGAGCCGAGCAUUCGGCUCUGUGUUCACAGGAAUUCUGCCAGACAACACGCUUGUGGCAGUUAAGAGAUUAGAGGGUUGUGCACAAGAAGAAAAGCAAUUCCGUGCGGAAAUAAGCACCAUCAGAAGAAUACAGCAUGCGAAUUUAGUGAGGCUCUUGGAAUUCUACGUACAAGACUCUCAAAGGCUUCUGGUGUAUGCGUACAUGCCUAAUGGCUCUCUAAACUGCUGCCUUUUCUGUAAAGAUGAAGAAGUAGAGAAGCCUGAAGGUGGCCGAUUUUGGCCUGGCAGAGACCUCAGCCACGUACUGACGACCACAAAAGGAACUCGAGGAUAUUUGGCUCCCGAGUGGGUAUCCGGCCUUCCUAUCACUCCCAAAGUGGAUGUAUUCUGUUUUGGCAUGACUUUGCUAGAAAUUAUAUCAGGGAGGAGAAAUAUGGACAUGAAUGUGGAGAAGAACAGGUUCUACUUUCCUAACUGGGCGUCGUCUCAAGUUCAGAAAGGAAGCAUAUUAGGCCCUGUGGAUGCAAGGAUAGCGAAUGAGGCAGAUAUUGGAGAAGAAGAGCUGCUGUAG
Cryptomeria japonica (Japanese cedar) is the source of this 1482-nucleotide messenger RNA. Its product is annotated as G-type lectin S-receptor-like serine/threonine-protein kinase At2g19130. The record is from RefSeq and is a predicted model, not a curated record. The transcript is spliced from 5 exons. Lineage: Eukaryota; Viridiplantae; Streptophyta; Pinopsida; Cupressales; Cupressaceae. Gene Ontology annotation, biological process: protein phosphorylation; recognition of pollen. Bases 1 to 1482 code for a protein of 493 amino acids. Gene Ontology annotation, molecular function: ATP binding; protein kinase activity.